AGCUCGUAUUUUAGUUGUUGAGGUGACUGGUAUAAAAAGUGCUGGUGGAUUAAUUGCAGCAGUAGUCGUACUAACGCAUCAAGAUGAAGAUCUACCUCUUGUUCUUGUUUGUUGCUUUGUUCGCAACAUCUUCGAAUUGCCAGUUCUCUUGGUAUCAAUACCCUGCUUUAGGUAUGCAAGCCCCUCCAGUAGGACCUCCAGUAGGACCACCCGGGCAGUUAAACAUUCAACAAACUUACGAAAACUACAACAACAACCCAGGAAACCCCGGGAACCAGUACCCUGGUUUCUCAAGAGAUCCUUUCUACAAUCCGAAUUUCCAAAAAGAUCCGUCAGUUCCUGAAAAGAAAACAUACAAGAAUUACAACAUGGAAGCUAACUACCAUGUGAACUCCAAUGAUGACCCGAGUCUGAUCAAGAAACCGUUCAAAUCGUAUCAGGCGAGUGUUACAGUCUCUCAUUUUAAGAACGAAAAAACUUAUUCGUAUGGGGAUAAUUAGUAUAGAUUUAGAAAUAAGGACUGAAUAGUUACUGAAGGGAAGUUUAAUGAUAUUCAGUGUUGAUUUGUUGUUUUUACUUGAUAUAAUUUGUAAUUUGAUUUGUAAUAAACUGAAACAUUUAUCUGA
Cotesia glomerata is the source of this 626-nucleotide messenger RNA. RefSeq lists its product as uncharacterized. Lineage: Eukaryota; Metazoa; Arthropoda; Insecta; Hymenoptera; Braconidae. Bases 84 to 500 code for a protein of 138 amino acids. The transcript is spliced from 2 exons. The record is from RefSeq and is a predicted model, not a curated record.